This is a messenger RNA of Brenthis ino (lesser marbled fritillary), 417 nucleotides long. The record is from the annotation of a GenBank genome assembly. NCBI's taxonomy places the organism in Eukaryota, Metazoa, Arthropoda, Insecta, Lepidoptera, Nymphalidae.
AUGGCCGAUGUUGAAGUUGAAAUUCCUAACAACCCCGUCCUGAGCGGAGGGGCUAUGGAUGUGAACACAGCACUCCAAGAAGUAUUGAAAACAGCCCUCAUCCACGGCGGACUCGUGCAUGGACUCCAUGAAGCUGCUAAAGCUCUUGACAAGAGACAAGCUGUACUCUGUGUAUUGGCCGAGAACUGUGAUGAAGCUGCAUACAAAAAACUUGUACAAGCACUCUGCAAUGAGCACCAGAUUCCACUUGUUAAGGUGGACAACAACAAAAAACUUGGUGAAUGGGCUGGUUUGUGCAAAAUCGAUAAAGACGGCAAGGCGAGGAAGAUCGUCGGUUGCUCUUGCGUAGUUAUCAAAGACUUUGGUGAGGAGACACCGGCGCUGGAUGUGCUCAAAGACUACCUGAAGUCUUCAAGC